This is a messenger RNA of Drosophila bipectinata, 551 nucleotides long. RefSeq lists its product as uncharacterized. The record is from RefSeq and is a predicted model, not a curated record. Lineage: Eukaryota; Metazoa; Arthropoda; Insecta; Diptera; Drosophilidae.
UUUGUUUUUAGUGUCAACGAGUUGAACAAAAUUUCUGGUAGCCGGUAGCGAAUAUGUCCUGUCCCUAUCGUGUGAUCAACUUUGUGCUCCAGUUGCUGACGGCGAUCCUGGAGGUUGCUGCCACCGUGUGUCUCGUCCUGCUGCUCUCCUCGUCGUGUGUCCAGGGAAAUGAGUUCACCGUUUCGCCGACGUUGUGCCUGUUCAUUCUGCCGACGUUCGUCCUCCACAGUGUGGUGUUUGUCCUUUUUCGAUUGUGCUGCUGCACUGUGGGCCUGGAUCCAAUUUCGGUAGUGUUCAACUUUUUCGCCGGCCUGGCCGUAACCGCCACCUCUCUUUUCUUGCUUAUAGAAGUGAUUAUGCAACACUGCGGGAACAAUUACCUGUUCAUGUUUUAUAUUGUCUCGUCCUUUGGUCUUGUAGCAGGAUUCAUGCAUUUGGUAAAUGCUUUCGUCUGCAAUCGAUACAUGCCCAGGAGCGAAAGGUUGUACCUGAAGCCCUCAAAGAAGCAGAGGAUGAAGGCCUUCAGAGAGAGACCCAGGGGAAGUCAGUAA